AGGUUCUUCAAGAACAACGAUAAGUGUAAAUUAGUCAAGGUGGACUCACUUGACAACACAGAGGCAGCACCAUUCCUAAAGAAUGCAAAGGAGGAUCGGCCAGAUUUAGUGAGUAUUGCUGUUCCAAUGGGUGUACAGGAAAAUGCUUCUUUUAUAGUAGAUUUAGAUUCCCUUCUCAACUAUAGAGAUUUGUUUUCUGAUGACAAUGGUUCUUGGAAGAUGACAGGUGCCCGGUUAAAGUUUUUCAGAGUACAAAAAGAGGGAGGUCAAGUUGUCAGCAUAGGAAAAGUAAAAAGAGAGGGAGAGGCUCAGGAGUCCAUUAGAAGACUAUCUUGCAUCUACAAAUCCUGUCCCUUCCGCCACCGAACAAUCGUUGCAAUCGAGUAUGGUAAAGAGAUUGACAAGAGGUUUCCGAUUGUACUCAUAAACUACCGCCCAGAGGGCUCUCCGCAGACAUUCAAA
This is a messenger RNA of Pocillopora meandrina, 462 nucleotides long. The record is from the annotation of a GenBank genome assembly. NCBI's taxonomy places the organism in Eukaryota, Metazoa, Cnidaria, Anthozoa, Scleractinia, Pocilloporidae.